Molecule: messenger RNA, 3311 nt
Organism: Hypomesus transpacificus
Lineage: Eukaryota; Metazoa; Chordata; Actinopteri; Osmeriformes; Osmeridae
Gene: st8sia4
Product: ST8 alpha-N-acetyl-neuraminide alpha-2,8-sialyltransferase 4
Exons: 5
Coding region: 155-1234 (359 amino acids)
Biological process (GO): oligosaccharide metabolic process; N-glycan processing
Molecular function (GO): alpha-N-acetylneuraminate alpha-2,8-sialyltransferase activity
Source: RefSeq, a predicted model, not a curated record
CUGUAGGAUGGGCAUGGCGUGCAGCUGCUGAGCAUUUGAGCAAGAAAUGGAAAUACGUGCAACAGAAGGAACUGGCCCGGGCAUCGGAGGGGAAUACAGUUUUGCCAAUGAAGAAAUUAUUAAAUUAACCUAUCGUUAAGAUUUUUAUACCGAGAUGUUGCGUCUCACGCGGAAACGUUGGACUAUAUGCACUAUAAGCAUCCUUCUGAUUUUCUACAAGACGAAAGAAAUAACUAGAAGUGAAGAACACCAGGAAGCUCCACUCAAUGGGGAGAGUGAAUUUAGCACUUUCAGACUGAUGGUUAACGGCUCAGAGAAAGGCUUCAACAGGAGAGUGCCUUCCUUUCCCCAGCACUCCGUUGAAGGAUGGCGAGUCAAUUCAUCGCUAGUCGUCAUGAUAAGGAAGGAUAUUCUUCGUUUCCUGGAUGCAGAGAGGGAUGUUUCUGUAGUGAAGAGCAGUUUCAAACCUGGGGACACCAUACAUUAUGUCCUUGACAGACGUCGGACGCUGAACGUCUCACAAACACUGCACAGCUUGCUACCCGAAGUCUCACCGCUCAAAAACAAGCGAUUUAAUACUUGUGCCGUGGUAGGCAACUCUGGUGUUCUUCUCAACAGCAGUUGCGGGAAGGAAAUUGACAGCCAUGAUUUUGUCAUACGAUGCAACCUUGCGCCGUUGACUGAGUAUGCUGACGACGUGGGCGUGAGGUCUGAUUUCACCACUAUGAAUCCAUCGGUCAUCCAGCGGGCCUAUGGUGGCCUGAAGAAUGUCAGUGAUGCUGAACGCUUCGUCCAGCGCCUGGGGAUGCUUAACAACAGUGUUCUCUGGAUUCCCGCCUUCAUGGUGAAGGGCGGUGAGAAGCAUGUGGAGUGCGUCAAUGAGCUUAUCGUCAAGCGCAAGCUGAGGGUGAAGACGGCUUACCCGUCCCUCAGACUGGUACAUGCAGUCCGCGGGUACUGGUUGACUAAUAAGAUCAAUAUAAAACGACCCAGUACUGGACUGUUAAUGUACACAUUGGCCACUCGCUUCUGCAAUGAGAUUCACCUAUACGGAUUUUGGCCUUUUCCAAGGGACGCAAAUGGAAAUAUGGUGAAGUACCACUACUACGAUAUGCUGAAAUAUCGAUACUUCUCCAAUGCAGGUCCUCACAGGAUGCCUCUUGAGUUCAAAACACUGAAAAUGCUACACAGCAAAGGCGCCCUGAAGUUAACAACUUCUAAGUGCACACCUUAAAGUGCUCAGACUUCAUGUAAAAAAAAAAGUGAGUGUGCCUUUUUAAUGAACAAUGCUAAGGUACUUAACAGAAUGUAAUUGGGUUUGUUCAGAAUGUGUGAAUGUCUGGUUUGGUAUUAUAAGAUUUAAACCAGGAAACCAACCACUUAAAGUUAAGUGUUAAGAGUUAUUAAAUUGAUCACACCUAUUAAUUCAUGGGUCAUCUCAGUAGGUGUCUAAGAGACAGCAUAUGACUAAGUUUGUUCAGUUAUUACCUUUUGGAUUUGGGGACAAAAAAACGUGCCCACAAAUGUAAUUCCAAAGAUGGAUUGCGUUGUUCUUCUUGAACUGGAAACAUAGGAUUUAGAAGCAUCAGGGCAAUUCUUUUUUCUUUUUUUUUGUCUAAAUGUCAUCUUAAAUUUUAAACAUGGAUACAGUUUGUAAGUCAUGGCUCUUUCACAUGUGUGAUUGCCUGGACACACCUUUUCAAAAAACUCCAAUGUUAAACUUAACUGAAUGUAUAUUUGCCCAAACCUUUGGGAUGAAUUGUCAUAUGUAGCAAUUGCAAAUCAUAAAGUUAUACCUUAUUAGGAAAAUAAUACAUAUCUGAAACAUACCGUAUUGCUUCAAUUUAAACGCUGCAGCGUUUAUAAAAAUGUUUAUUUUUGGUGCUGCGUUUAUUCGAGGGCGGCAUUUAAUUAGUUAGAGAGAUUUAGUGAAUUGUAGCUGCAGUGCAGCCAUAGACAAACAGAGAAUAGACAAGGUAAUACCCAAAGCCAAGUGUAAAAUGGAAGCCGCGAUUGUGUCUAUAGCCUACUGUGUCGAAAUCUGAAGCAGCAUGUUGAAACGUUCUUACAUUUUAGCUUUCAAACAGAAAGCUGUGCAGAAAGCACUUACCAACAGCAACAGAUCUGUAGCACGCAAACUUGGGGUUGAUGAAAGGCAAAUUAGCAAGUGUCAAAUUCAAUUUUAUAUUGUACACUUGUGAUUUACCUGUGUAAUAAAUAGGCUACUGUGUUUUAAUUUAAUCAAUUAAAUAACCGUUUUCUGUUUGUUUUUUGGUGCGCCUAUUAAUCGACGGCGGUGUUUAUUACACAAUGUUCAUUUUUGGUGCUGCAUUUAUUUGAGGGCGGCGUUUAUUUGAGGGCGGCGUGGAAGAAAUACGGUACUUCCAUGUCAGUCAUAUUUCACACAGAAGCACCCAUUAAGGGUUUGAUACAAUGUUUGGACUAGUGUAUGCUCAUUACGAAUUAAAUGCAGUGUGUGUGUGUAAGACAUUUACAGAUUUCUUGAAUCGGCUUGAAUGUAAUGCAUUUGUCCUCCUAACGUUGAUUCAAAUUAAUGUUUGAUAGCCUAUGUUCUCUUGAAGAGCUGAGUAUGCUCUUCAAUUCUUAUUGCCUGCCAAGUUUUAACAGAUUCAGGAAUAUAAUUAAUUUUACAAAUCUGGUUGCUAGCACCUGAGAUUGAUUAUGUCCGGGCCCUAGUGCAUUAUGAAGGCAGUGCACUUCUGCUAAGUAAUGGCAAGAAUUUCUGAAAAUAAAGUUAGUUUUACAAUUUGUACAUUUGAUCUAAUUGGAUAUAUGUCUACAUUUUUUUUAUUGUAAUAUAGGCCAUAGAAUGUGAAAAUGUAAAUACAUGGUAUUGAAUAUGAAAUCCAAUAUGAAUGUUGAUUAAUUACUGUAGGCAAUUAAAACAAUGUGACCUAUAUUUGAUUUGAAUACAUUCUCUCAUUGAACAGCGGCUCUUGUGUAUCUCACUUCUUAAUUUAUUGAAUCACCAAAGGUCGCAGAUGGACAUAAAAGCCUUAUUUAUUUUUCCUGUAAGAAAUAUGGAGGUUUGUUUUCAUAUUCUUCAAUUGUUUUUAAUUGUUCAAACGUUUGUGUUUUAUACACUGACGAUUUUUUCUAGCGAUAUGUAAGCGCUGUCCUUUAGUGUCAGUCGUUACAGAUGUUGAAUGUGGAGUUUUCAUUAAGAAAUUUAUACCAAUUACUUUGCAAACUUUACAGCUUAUUAUUUUCACUUUCUUUUUGUACAAUGUAAAAUUUCUUUUUGUGAAAGGUUGUUUUAGAAAAACAUAAUAAAGUUUGUAUAUUGUAAA